Cuscuta epithymum is the source of this 3618-nucleotide messenger RNA. Lineage: Eukaryota; Viridiplantae; Streptophyta; Magnoliopsida; Solanales; Convolvulaceae. The record is from the annotation of a GenBank genome assembly.
GCUCUCUCUCCGCGUCUCAAUUAUUUGGGUUUUUUUUGGCAGCAAGAAAGUUUGUUACUUAUUCCCUCUCUCUCACUUCACACCAAUUGUGCCCCAAUCAAUUUGCCCAAGUGGUGUUUGUGCUUUUUUUGCUCUCAAACUGUCGGGUUGUUCGUUCAUAGCUGCUUUUUUUGGUUUUCUUGUUUCGUUCUGAACGUACUAUUCUACUUCCUAGUGCUUUUCCUGUUUUCAGCUAAUGUAAAUUGGAGGCUAUAUAUGUUUCUUUUCGAGUGCUCUGUAUACUAAUUAUGUAAAGUGUCAAGAACCCGUUUUCCUUCACUCGUCCUUCUCUUUCUGUGAUUCUGAAUUGGAUUGAGCUACUGUUCUGCCAUUUCCGAAUCAUGGGAGGCUGUUCGCGCUAAUCCUUGAAGUUAUCUGUGAAUGUGCGGUUGUGUUGAAUCUGGUCUGAAGUACUGAGAUUAGGGCGUAUAAUAUUAAAAUGGGUUCUCGCUAAAUCAUUGAUUGGGACCUUCUUCCUUCAUCUUGAACCCCUUUUGUUCGUAUACUUAAUUUCGAACUAUGUAACUGGAAUCUAGGCUGCCCAUUUUCUGCAAUUUGUUUUUUUCCAUUUUCGUAGAAAAUUGAUGAAAACUGGUGUCAUGGAGCAAGUCCACCGCUAGUUGGUAUAUUCGAUUCAGUACAUAGUUGUGGCUCUGUUAGUUUCCUUUACUUAAUCUAACAAUUCUUUUGGGGUCAAUGGAAUUCAAGUAGAUAGAGAAGUUUUGCUCAAGAGUCUAGUUGAUUGCUAUUCGAUUCUUUUAUAAAAUUCUUUCUUUAGUGAAUAUCCAUUGACAUGUAAAGCUCUUUAACUCAGUGUUGAAUUUCAUGGACUUUGUUGAAGGUUAACUAUACAUACAUAAUAUAUGGAUUUUCUAAACUUUCUAUAUGUGUUUCCCCUCUCAAAUAUUUCAUCAAUAACCACGUAAGUAUUGUCUUCUUGCCCAAAUCUUCUUAUUCUGUCAGUUAUGUAGUUAGUAGUCGUAUGGUACCUCUCAAGCCCCUUUCAACUGUAUCAAAUUUAGUGUAAAUCCCAGUGACCUCAUCAGCUCCUAUAAAAGGGGAACACAAAGAAUCCCAAGAAUAUCUUGUUAAGUAAAGAAAAAAGAACAUGGAAGAAACAUUUGUACCCUUCCGCGGAAUCAAGAAUGAUCUAAAAAGAAGAAUGCUAUGCUAUAAGCAAGACUGGACAGGGGGAAUCAGUGCUGGCAUCAGGAUCUUGGCUCCAACAACAUAUAUAUUCUUUGCAUCGGCAAUCCCAGUCAUAUCUUUUGGGGAGCAGCUAGAAAGAAAUACCGAUGGAAUUAUAACUGCAGUCCAGACUCUUGCAUCAACAGCACUUUGCGGUGUGGUCCACUCAAUUUUUGGCGGACAGCCGCUCCUGAUUCUAGGGGUUGCAGAACCAACUGUGUUGAUGUAUACUUUCAUGUUCAACUUUGCAAAGGAUCGAAGUGAUUUGGGCCCCACUUUAUUUCUAGCUUGGACUGGAUGGGUGUGCGUAUGGACAGCUUUUUUACUCUUCUUGCUAGCAAUAUUGGGAGCAUGUUCUAUAAUAAACCGAUUCACACGCAUUGCUGGUGAGUUAUUUGGACUUCUGAUAGCAAUGCUCUUUAUGCAGCAAGCAAUUAAGGGUCUUGUGGAAGAGUUCAGAACACCGGCAAGAGAAAACCCUAAACAGGACGCGUUCUCACCUUCGUGGCGCUUUGGAAAUGGAAUGUUUGCACUGGUUUUAUCUUUUGGCCUUCUUUUUACUUCAUUGAAUAGCCGCAAAGCAAGGUCCUGGCGCUAUGGGACAGGUUGGGUCAGGGGAUUUAUUGCUGACUAUGGUGUGCCCUUUAUGGUGCUUGUUUGGACUGCUCUAUCUUACAUACCAGUUCAUGAUGUGCCCCAAGGAAUACCACGACGGCUAUUCAGCCCAAAUCCGUGGUCUCCUGGUGCUUAUGCAAAUUGGACUGUUAUAAAGGAGAUGGUGCAUGUGCCUCCACUGUAUAUUAUCGGAGCAUUUAUUCCAGCAACAAUGAUUGCAGUCCUCUACUACUUUGAUCACAGUGUUGCUUCUCAACUCGCCCAACAAAAGGAGUUCAACCUUAGGAAACCUUCUUCAUAUCACUAUGACCUCCUGAUUUUGGGCUUCUUGGUGAUAAUAUGUGGUCUUAUUGGAAUCCCCCCUUCCAAUGGAGUCAUCCCACAAUCUCCCAUGCAUACGAAAAGCUUGGCUACUUUGAAACAUCAGCUUUUGCGGAAUAAGCUCGCAUCUACUGCUAGAAAAAGCAUAAAACAAAAUGCAAACCUUGGGCAAUUAUAUGGGAGCAUGCAACAGGCUUAUAAUGAAAUGCAAACUCCACUUGUCUACCAAACUCCUCCUGGACUGGGAUUGAAGGAACUCAAAGACUCUACAAUUGAACAGGCAUCGAGCACUGGGUACAUUGGUGCUCCUGUAGAUGAGACAAUUUUCGAUGUGGACAAGGAUAUUGACGAACUUUUGCCAUUAGAAGUAAAAGAACAGCGUGUUAGCAACCUGCUUCAGUCAUUGAUGGUUGGUGGCUGUGUUGCAGCUAUGCCUAUUUUGAAAAAGAUUCCAACAUCGCUACUCUGGGGAUACUUUGCAUUCAUGGCUAUCGAAAGCUUGCCUGGAAAUCAGUUUUGGGAGAGGAUAUUGUUGCUUUUCACGACCCCAAGUCGACGAUACAUGGUCUUGGAGGAUAAUCAUGCCUUAUUUGUGGAAACGGUGCCUUUCAAGACAAUUGCAUUUUUCACCUUGUUUCAGACAGUUUAUCUGCUUCUCUGUUUCGGCAUAACAUGGAUCCCGAUUGCUGGUGUCCUUUUCCCAAUGUUGAUCAUGCUUCUAAUCCCAGUCCGCCAGUACUUCCUACCUAGGUUCUUCAAAGGGGACCAUCUACAUGAUCUUGAUGCUGCUGAAUAUGAGGAAGCCCCUCCCAUGCCCUACAAUAUGUCCUUCAAUGAUAAUGCUGGUACUCCGAACAGGCCUAUCCAUGUCGAUAGUGGUGAAUAUCUGGACCAGAUGAUAACAAGAAGUCAUGGUGAGAUCCGACAUAUAUCCAGCCCAAAAGUAACUAGUUCAACCCCUACUUCAGUAGAUGAGAUUAAGUCUGUAAACAGCCCACAGUUAAGGCAUCGGGCAUACAGCCCAAGAGUGAAAGAACUAAGAGCAGAGAGGAGCCCAGCAAUGACUGGGAAAGGACAACCAAGCCCCGGGCCAUCUAAACUAGGCGGUCGCGACAAUCUUGGUAACUCUUCCACCUAGUGAUGAAGAGCUUUAACUAUUCAGGUGGUGUUGAAGGUGUAUGAAUGGUGGUCGAGGGGUCAGUUAAUAGUUGUGUAUGGAUGGUGGUUCUUGAGAGGUUGUGUAUGAUUGUCGUUUUUUAAAUUCUUCCCGGCAUUGCUGUUGUGCAUAGUUUGCUGGUUUGUGUCUACCAUAUGGUUUGGGCAGAAGACAAUGCUUUUAUCAUUAAGAAACUUGUGUGAAUAAGUCUGGAUAUUCUUCUGAAUAAAAAGGAAAUUAAGUGAAUAGAUGCUACUACAACCUUUGAUUUAUUUAAACUUAUUGCAAUCUUUGUCAAA